Molecule: messenger RNA, 3600 nt
Organism: Magallana angulata
Lineage: Eukaryota; Metazoa; Mollusca; Bivalvia; Ostreida; Ostreidae
Product: toll-like receptor 4
Exons: 2
Coding region: 109-2688 (859 amino acids)
Biological process (GO): toll-like receptor signaling pathway; immune response
Cellular component (GO): membrane
Molecular function (GO): transmembrane signaling receptor activity; protein binding
Source: RefSeq, a predicted model, not a curated record
GAGAUAUUUCGCCAUUUUCAACAUAUAAAGCAACAUAUCGCUUCCUCUUCGUAUAUUCCGCUGUACAUCCAGUUACUUGCAGAGAAAAAGUGAUCCCAAGUACCUGAUAUGGAUAGCAUGUUGACUUUCAAAUUCCUUUGGGUAAUGAUGACUUUAUGUAUUUAUGUUCGUGCGGAAGAGAAGUGCACUGAUGAUGCUAAUUGUUUGUAUUCCUACGCUGGGAAACUGUCUGCGGAUUGUUCGUCACGUAAUCUUGCAUUUCCUCCUUGCUUCAAUGAAACUUCCGAAUUAGAAGCCAUUAAUCUGCGACAUAAUAGAUUAAAUCACGUUCCAGAUAAUAUGCCAAAGAAUAUAGAAUUUCUUGAUUUAUCGUACAAUAAUAUCCAAGACAAUUUAGUCUACUUGCAGAACUACACGCGACUGCGACAUCUGAACUUAUACCACAAUCAAAUGGAUUACGCAAGCUUUCAUCGACAAGUGACCGAAAUGCCAAACCUACAAUUCAUAUCUCUCAAACAUAAUAAGCAGCUUUCCUCCUAUCCGAGAUAUUUAUUUGCAGGAUUUGGUUCGUUACAUCACUUGCGUAUUGAUGGGCUACCUGAUGGAAAUUUUGGGGAUAUGUUUCCAAACAGCGAAGUCAAAAGUUUGAAAAUUCUUGAUGUCUCCGGAUAUGAUGGAUUUUGCAAAAUCUCGCGGUUAAAAGCGUCGAUGUUUGCUAAAUUUAAUUUGACACACUUAAAUUUGUCUCAGUGUGAUUUGUUGUAUAUUGAUCUAGGUUCUUUAUCGUCGCAGAAACAUUUGCAAUUUUUAGACGCUUCAAAUAAUGAACGACUUGGAUUCAGAGGUUUACGAAUCAUAGCACAUGAUCUUCAGAACAGUACAAUCAAAGUACUAAAACUCAAAAAAGUUCAUUGUACGUUUGGACUGGGUACGAUCUUGCUUUUGAACCAUACGACUUACUUGAACAAAACCUCACUCGAAGAGUUGUAUUUAGAUAGUAACAGAAUAGAGAUUAUGGAGACAGGGGUUAUUACAUAUCAUCUUCCUAAGUCUUUAAAAUAUUUGUCUUUAGGAGACAACCAGAUAAGCAACGGUAUUUAUCAUCUAGAGGUAUCCGCCUUGCACAAUCUCCAGACACUCAAUGCAAGUUUUCAACUCUUUACGCACAACAAUUUCUUUGAUGGUUGCUACGAUUACCGCCAGUCAUGUCAUAUUUUACCAGAGUUUACCGUUUAUCCACAGGAGUUUACAAUUUACCCGAGUGUCGUUAAAAGUGUGAGGAAUAUUUACCCGUGGUAUCAGCACAAUGCUUUCUCUGGAUUAUUCCCAAAGCCUCCAAAUUUCACAUAUUAUUUGCCUAGAAGUUUGACAACAAUAUUUGCAAACGACAUGAAAUUUCAAUUUUUCGUAAUUAGACAACUGUUCUUUGGGCAAUGCAAUGUUACACAUCUUCACUUUCAGAACAAUUUUAUAUAUGAGAUGCACGUUCCAACGUUAGGGUGUAAUAACCUCGUGUAUUUAGACUUCUCCAACAAUUAUUGCAGAUAUUUUACACCACACAUGUUAAAAAUUCAAAGCCAAUUAGAAGUGCUAAAUUUUUCUCGAAAUGAUUUGGGUCACAUUUUCCAAGACGAUAACAAAGGUGAAUUGUUGGGGAGAAACCUCAAGCUGACUGUCUUGAGUUUACACGAUAACAAAAUAACUACUUUACCUCGAAAUGUAUUUAUUAACAACUCAAUGAUAAAAAUUCUUAAUAUUUCACGCAACAGACUGGACACAUGGCGAGUUGACCUUCGUCACAUGUAUCAACUCCAAUUUCUAGAUCUAUCGUUUAACCUUUUAUCUGAGCUCGACGAAUCCGCCAUUGACUUAUUACCAACCCACGGUGAAUUCAAAAUUAGUUUCCAAGGAAAUCCUCUGUCAUGUACGUGCAAAAACCUAUUCUUUUUGAACUGGAUAAACAAUAUUCAUCUGGAUAGAUUAAGUCACAUAGCAAAUACAACAUGCAUUUACAGAAAUGGAUCAACUUUAUCACUUCAAAACCUGCCAGACAUUUUGAAUAUAUUACAGAAGGAUUGUUCCUCAUACAGCGUAAUCAUUAUAUUGGCAUCUUCAUUCAUUUGCUUCGUUACGAGUUUUAUAAUAUACCGAAUCAUAUAUCGAUACCGAUGGAAAAUUCUUUACAUUUAUUACCUUGUCAAGCGGGCCAUAUUUCCUGAAAAUAAAAAAACAGAGGGUAAAAGAUUCUACGAAUCUGACGUGUUUAUAUCAUAUGCUACACACCAGAGAGACUUCUCAAUAAGCAUGGCAAGAAAGCUAGAAAACAAGGGAUUAAAAGUCCGCAUUCACGACCGUGAUUUCCUUCCGGGGAUAGACAUAGCUGAAAAUAUUACAAACGCAAUUCACAACAGCAGACGAACUGUGGUUGUCAUGACGUCACAUUUUCUGAAAUCUCAUUGGUGCAUGUUUGAGUUGAAUAUGGCGCGCAUGGAAAGCAUAUACUCCCGCGGAGGAGAAAACUUUCUUUUACUAAUUCUGUUAGAGAAAAAUGUUAUCAAAGAUAUGCCCCGGUCCCUUUUUGACAUUAUCGAGAGUAAAUCAUACUUAGAGUACCCGGAUGAUGAUAGCUUCCAGAGUCCAGAUGCAUUCUGGGCAAAUUUGGAAGAUGCAAUAAAUGAGAAUGAAUGAAUUAUGUACUCUCUCAUCAGUUUGAUUUUUUUUUUUUUUUACAUUUUCUUGGUGUCCUUUGUUUUCACUGUUUCAUUGUUAACAGCACAUGGUUUAGCUGAAGUUCCUUUGUAUUUGUAGCUAUGAAAUAUACGGCGUCUUUUGAUUUCUUACAUACAUAGAUCAGUGGCAACUUAACCAUGGAAAUAAUGAAAUACUAGUACAUUUUUAUUACUUUUAUUAUUUUAUUCUCAUGUGUAAAUUUUUUUUCUAGUAUUAUAAGUUUUGAAAAGUUUGGUUUAAUUACCAUGCUUCAAAUACAUUUUAUAUCUCUCCUAUAACAGCUAUUUAUAUCUAUCAUAUAACAACGGCAUUGUACAUGUAUUUAUAUCUAUCCUAUGACGAAACAGUAAAUAUGAAUGUCUAGUUAAUUGCUGUAACAUUCGUGGGCACCUUAAAUUACAUGUAUAUAAGUAGUAGCAAGUUGCAUUCUUAUGGGGUACAUGUAUAUGAAUUCGAGUAAGACUUCAGGUGAUUCAUGCAAACAUAAUGUAAUGAAAUUAAACCCUCUUUUGUGUAAAAACGUCACCCAUUUGAAAUACAUAAUGAAAUAUAUAAUAGUACGCAUGUACAGUAUAGUGAGAAUAAAUUCUGAGAAAUUGCACACUCUUACCUUGAACUUGUACAGUAGUUUUCGAUUUACAAGGACUGACAAACGAAAAUGAAUGCUUUUUACGAAGAAGGCUCAUAAAAUUCAUCGUUUAUCAUUUAAUGAAGUCCCUUUUGCGACGUGGAGUCGUGAUGUUAAAUAGCUUAGAAAGUACUGAAAAACGGAUUAUGAUGAUGUCAAACAAGGGUAUCAAUGAAUGAAAUGUCAAAAAUUGUUUCUUAUCCUUUUAUUUUGUUAUUUGAUAUAUCUUGCUGUGCUACCUU